Molecule: messenger RNA, 5564 nt
Organism: Myxocyprinus asiaticus (Chinese sucker)
Lineage: Eukaryota; Metazoa; Chordata; Actinopteri; Cypriniformes; Catostomidae
Product: tripartite motif-containing protein 3-like
Exons: 14
Coding region: 183-2507 (774 amino acids)
Biological process (GO): negative regulation of translation; protein polyubiquitination; proteasome-mediated ubiquitin-dependent protein catabolic process
Molecular function (GO): ubiquitin protein ligase activity; zinc ion binding; translation repressor activity
Source: RefSeq, a predicted model, not a curated record
CUCCUUAACUGUCUCUCCCCAUACGGAGAAAAAGGAUUGCAGUUGUUUAACGAAAAAACCGUAACCGCCGGCUUAUUUAUCGGACGUUGACAAUGAAAAACGCGCUUUACCAUCAUUCACGCUGACUCCUCUUUAAAUCCAUCCAAAAUUUCACUCUAAGAGACUUCUGUCUCUUCAUUUGAAUGCCUCUCAUGAUGGCCAAGCGGGAAAGCGGCAGCACCAGUCCAGUGGUGCGUCAGAUAGACAAGCAGUUCUUGGUGUGCAGCAUCUGUCUGGAGCAUUACCACAACCCCAAAGUCCUGCCCUGCCUGCACACCUUCUGCGAGAGAUGCCUCCAGAAUUACAUUCCCCCUCAGUCCCUGACCCUCUCCUGCCCGGUGUGCAGACAGACCUCCAUCCUGCCUGAAAAGGGUGUAGCAGCUCUGCAGAACAAUUUCUUCAUCACUAAUCUGAUGGAGGUGUUGCAGAGGGAGCAGGACUGCACUCAUCCCGAGGCCUGUAGUGGCCUGGAAUCGGCCAGUGCUGCUACAUAUGCCCCACCCCUUUCUUGUCCCAACCAUGAGGGCAAGGUCAUGGAGUUUUACUGUGAGUCUUGUGAAACGGCCAUGUGUUUGGAGUGCACAGAGGGAGAGCACAGAGAGCAUGUGACCGUUCCACUGCGGGAUGUUCUGGAGCAACACAAAGCAGCGCUGAAAAACCAACUGGAUGUGAUUCACAAGAGGCUUCCCCAGCUGACUGCAGCUAUAGAGCUGGUAAAUGAGAUCUCCAGGCAGCUAACAGACAGGAAGAAUGAGGCAGUAACAGAGAUCAGCAAUACAUUCGAGGAGCUGGAGAAAGCACUGCACCAGCGCAAGGCUGCUCUUAUCAACGACCUGGAGAACAUCUGCAGCACCAAGCAGAAGGUGUUGCAGGCACAAUUGACUGCAUUAAUGCAAGGCAAGGAGAACAUUCAGAGCAGCUGUAGCUUCACAGAGCAAGCCCUGAACCACGGCAGCCCCACUGAAGUGCUCCUGGUGCAGAAGCAGAUGGGAGAGCGGAUGGGGGUUCUAGCCCGCCAUGCCUUCCCUGACCAGCCCCACGAGAAUGGCCACCUGGACUGCCAGGUGGAGACAGAGGGGCUGCGGCGGUCCAUCCAGAACCUGGGGGUCCUGCUCACCACCAGCGCCGUGGGUCACACCAGUGUGGCUACUGGAGAGGGACUCAGACAUGCUGUUGUUGGCCAAAAUACCACUGUUACGGUGACCACUAAGGACAAAGACAGUGAGCUAGUAAAAACUGGAAAUGCUGCGUUGAGGGCUCAGAUCACCGGUCCAGACGGAACCAUCACCGAACUGGAGAUUACAGACAACAAGAACGGCACAUAUGAAAUCGGCUACACACUUUGCUCAGAGGGCGAGUUUUCUUUCUCUGUCCUUUUGUAUGGGCAGCCUGUAAGGGGCAGCCCUUUCCGCCUGCGAGCCGUUAAACCCUGUGAUGCCCCGCAGUCACCCGAUGACGUUAAGAGGCGUGUAAAGUCUCCUGGAGGAGGUGGAGGGUGUGGAGGACAUGUGCGACAAAAGGCGGUACGCAGACCCUCAAGUAUGUACAGCACCACUAAGAAGAAGGAGAACCCAAUAGAGGACGAGCUCAUCUACAGAGUGGGGACGAGAGGACGUGAGCGGGGGGAAUUCUCCAAUCUGCAGGGCAUCUCUACCACCACCAAUGGACGAAUUGUGGUAGCUGACAGUAACAACCAGUGCAUACAGGUGUUCUCCAAUGAUGGUCAAUUCAAGCUGAAAUUUGGGAUUAGGGGUCGCUCCCCUGGCCAGCUGCAGCGACCCACUGGUGUUGCGGUGGACAUGAAUGGUGACAUUAUUGUGGCCGACUAUGACAACAGAUGGCUCAGCAUCUUCUCCCCGGAUGGGAAGUUUAAGAAUAAAAUCGGUGCAGGCCGGUUGAUGGGUCCUAAAGGAGUAGCCGUGGACAAAAAUGGUCAUAUAAUCACAGCAGAUAACAAGGCCUGCUGUGUCUUCAUCUUCCAAUCCAACGGCAAACUGGUGACCAAAUUUGGUGCGAAAGGAACAUCAGAGAGACAGUUUGCAGACAAAAACACUCCAAAUACGCCAACAGAGCUGAAGCAGAGCAAAUCUGGCCCUGUCUUCAGUCCCCAUUUUGUGGCUAUAAACAACAAGAAUGAAAUUGUUGUGACGGACUUCCACAAUCACUCUGUUAAGGUUUACAAUGCUGAUGGGGAGUUCCUGUUUAAAUUUGGUUCGCAAGGAGAAGGGAAUGGGCAAUUCAAUGCACCCACCGGGGUGGCUGUAGAUGGCAAUGGGAAUAUUAUUGUUGCAGACUGGGGUAACAGUAGGAUACAGGUGUUUGACAGUUCUGGCUCCUUUCUGUCCUACAUAAACACAAUGGCAGAUCCCCUGUACGGUCCACAGGAUCUCGCUCUCACUUCUGAUGGCCACGUGGCUGUGGCAGACUCUGGAAACCACUGUUUCAAAAUGUACCGGUACCUGCAGUAAGGACUCACCUGUAGUGACCAUGGAAGGUUUAGCGAAUAAGGUCCAAAAGUCUUCUUUUGCAUUUCAUGUUUUCCUUUGCACAGGUCUCUGCAGAUGAAUCUCCAGGAAAUAAUUACAGUAAUUUGACUGCUUUACCUGAUGUGAAUGAACCCAGGGCUUAGUGAAUGUUGCAUCAUAUUCAAUCAAUUCAAAUUGAUUUGUUAAUAGUUAAUUGCUAAACUGAAUGUAUAUUGAACAAAGUCAAAUAAUAACAUGGUCAUAGAGCAUACAACAGUUACCAAGGGCGCCUACACACUAGAGUUUAUGCUGUCAGAACACUACAAAUCCAUUGUACUCAAUGGGGAUGGUGCGCCAAAAAAGAGUUGCUUCGUUACUACAACUUUUGCUGCAGCACUAAACCUAACUCUCAAACUGGAGCUUACUCAUUCCUUUCCAUCAAACGCAGAGUCAAGAAUGGAACUCUUGAUCUGCGAAGUCUCAAGAUUUGCAUGCAACAUUUACACAGUGGGCCUUAUUCAUGAAACAUGAAAAUAAAAAAUUUGUGUGUAAAUGCAUUUAAUCGUACCUGGAAACCCAACCUUAUUGUCCUUAAAGGGAUAGUUCACCCUAAAAUGAAAAUUCUCUCAUUAUUUACUCACCCUCAUGAAAUCCCAGGUGUUUAUAACUUUCUUUCUUCAGCAGAACAUAUUUGAAGAAAAAUAGAAAAAUAUCUCAGCUCAGUAGGUCCUUAAAAUGCAAGUGAAUGGAGAUUCUCUUUUGAAGCUCCAGAAAUCACAGACCGUCAGCAUAAACGUCAUUGAUACGACUCCAGCAGUUAAAUUAAUGUCUUCUAAUGUGAUACAAUCACUUUUGGUGCAAAAAAACUCAAUAUUUAAGUAACUUUUAACUAUAAUCAAAUGUUUCACGAGAGGGUGGAGUCCAAGCAGUCUCUCAUGUGACAUGUUCACGUUGCAAUGGAUACCAAGGUAAUUUUACAUUCUCAACUCGGUUUCAGACAUAAGCACACAAACACACCAUUGUGAGUAAAGAAACAGAUAAUAACAGAUCUAAACCAAAACCAACAGCGUUCCUCCUCACUAGUAAACAGAGCUGCUCUUCCGGCUGUGACGCACAAGUCAAUGCCAAUGUGAUUACGUCACACGUGUGUACGGCUGCCGACCGAAAGCAUGAUUUAGAGUUUAAAAAGUACAUAAAUAUUUAUCUCUCUUGCACCAAAAGAUAUCAUCUCACUUUAGAAGACAUUAGCAGCUGGUGUCAUAUGGAUAAAAUCAUACACACCUGGGAUAUAAUAAGGGUGAGAAAAUAAUGAAAGAAUUUUCAUUUUUGGGUGAACUAUCCCUUUAACUCUAACCCUAACCACAACCUACGUGUAAACCUAACCCUACCCAUACACUUAACAUUAUCCUUCUUAACCCUAGUAGCAGCAAAUGUGACACUCACAAGAUUUCCACAGAUCGAGGCCUUCUACCUUCUAGAUAUGACCAUCAAAUGCUCUGUCUGAGCUGUCUCUAGUGUGUAGGCAUCCAAAGAAGGCAGCUAUCCAUACAUUUUUAAAAUGCAAAUGAUUUUGUACUGUACUUAUCCAAAACAUCAAGUUGCUUGGUCACAUUAAACAAGUAUUUAAAUCGCAGGGAACAAAAUGGCAGUCAAUAAAUGUUUUCUGGUCAACUCGUUAAUGCAGCUGCUUUAGAAUGACCUGUGGAACUAUUUGUACUAGUUGUAUAUGUGUAUGCAUUUGUAUCAUAUGUUGUAAAUUUGAUCACCAUUGGUUUGCUGUAAUAUGGUUUCAGAAAUCCACUUUUUUUAGUGCGCUAAAGCUCAAUAUUAAAGUGACUCAGCUGUCAGUGUGCUUUAUUGCCUUAGUAGAGCUUCUGGUAGGUUCAUUGUGCCUCUGCUUUCAAAGGCUUCUACAUAUCACUUACCACAACAGCACAAUUCAUAUGCUUCAUAUAAAAAGGUAAAAAUGAAAGUUAAUUUAUUUUGUACAGAAUCUUGUAAGUUAUUUUUCUAAGUUUAAGUGUUUUGUUUAUCUGCAAAUCAAUGCCUUCAGUGUUUGUCACAAGGAAUGCUGACAUGUUCAGAGAUAAUUUGUUGUGAAGUACAAGAGAUAUUUCAUGCACAAGACAUUCACAUGUCAUCAAAGAGAAUAUGAGUUUGUAAUAUCAAUAUGCUGAAAACUAUGAGGGAAUAUGAAGUAUAAGGUGUCGUUCACACUGAAAUUUUUUGCCCCAUUCUUUUGAAGUCUUUGCGCUGUUUUUUGUUUUGUUUUUUUUAUUGUUUUUAAUAGUUUUUCUGGAGGUCUUUGGUUUGAUCUCACGCAUUUUUACAACACUGUAUCAAUUUAAAAGAUCUUCGAGAUGCAUUUCGAGACACCUGCAUUCUGUUCCAUUCGUUACGUCUAGUUUUUUAAUGCAAGAAUGCGUUCGGUCUGAACGUGCCCAUUGGAAACGGCUUCUGCUGCAUUUUAAGUUGCCAAAUUCUAAAAAGGUCAUGAAAAUUGCAGGGUACUAUCCAUUGUUUGCCAUAUUACUGAAGCAUUUACUACUGUUUUUUUGUUUUUUUAUGGAGAAAAGAAAAGAAAAAAAACAGUGAGAGAUCACAGUUUGAAAAUUCUGGCCCAAAUGUUACACUACUAGAAUACAAAAAAGAAAAAUCUUGCGAACAUUUGUACUUUGUUUAUUUGGAGUUGACAAGUGUGCACUUGUUAAAGCCACUAAAUACAGUAUUCUAUAAUAAAACUGUACAGUGUAACCACAAAAGGAUAUGUUAAGCAUUUUAAACUUAGUAUUUGAAUUGCAAUAAUGCUCUCCCAAAUAUUUCUCAGACAUGUACUGUAGCAUCUCUAAAAUUACACUCACAGUGAAUAUCCAGUUGUGGGCGACCAGUGAUAUUGAAAAGCUGAAGGUUAAGGCAUGUCAAAGAGACAUAAUAUUUGGGAUUAUUGUAAUGAAGUUCUUCCCAUUUGACUUUCCUCUAUAUAAAAGAAUGAAGGAUAAAGUGAUUCUACUGUAUUGCCAGUAUUCAAAGCCUUCCAUAUUAAAAUCAGAAUUAAAAUGC